GGCUAGUCUACAAUAGUCUACAAGGGGCUGCUCCCCUGUUGCCCAGUGUACGGUCACUAGGGCCCUAGGCCCAUUGGCAAUGGCGUCUGAAGAUAAACCAAAUGAAAGAAUGUAUCACCGCACCGCAUCAGUAGGUGAUUCACUGUAUGUGUGGGCUGGUUAUCAGGCUGGUUUACCUGGAGUACAUGAUAAUACAAAGAAGAGAAGGAUCACUAGUAAUAUACAACACCUUUCUCCUUCAACUGGUCAAUGGAUCGCUAGAGAUACUACUGGUACUCCUCCAUUAGGAGUGAGAGCAUACUGCUGUAUUGCAAUAAAUGAUCAAUUGUAUUAUUUCGGGGGAUGGUGUGGCCAUGACAACUGCUAUCACAACAGUGUGUCACAACUGGAUACCGUUAGUCUUCAAUGGAGGGAAUUAGAGCCAACUAAUGCAACUAGACCAGUUAUGCGGAGAGCUAAUGGUGGAAUGAUAUCGUUUGAACAUGAUGGAGUACAUCAUUUACUAAUGAUAGGAGGAACAGGAUCUAAACCAGCUGUAAAACUACAGGAUUAUAAAUAUAUCAAGUUACGUAAUGGAAACUGGUCUACUAAUGAGCACUCAAUGUAUAAUAUAUCAUCAAGAAAAUGGAGUAAUCCUUCAGUCAUUGGUCAGUGUAUACCACCUUCUUCAUUCUUUGUCAUUGAAAGUAUUGAAAACACUAAGGCUGUUCUGUUUGGUGGAAUGGAGAUUGAUGAUGAUAAGAAGACUCCUACUAGCAAUAUUUAUAUAUUAGAGAUAUCAAUCAGCACUGUGUCCUGGCAGUGUAUAAAGAAACCUAAAGGAAUGGACCAAUGGCCUAUGCGUAGAUACUGGCAUGCAGGUGCUAUUAUUAUGACUGGAUCAGACUGUCCUAUGCUAGUGAUAAGUGGUGGGUGGGAUAUAAACAAUGAUAUCUUAAAUGAUUGUUGGGUCUUUAACAUCACUCAACAUUCCUGGAUUAAGUUAGAUGUACCUCACUCUGUUAGUAAGAGAUUCGCUCAUUCUCUCUCAGUGUUCAUUAUGAGUCCUCAUUGUGUUUGCAUGAUAACUGUUGGAGGAGGAGAUUAUAAUGGACCUGUCGCUGAUCCUAACAUUGUUAUGUUAAAUAAACUAGUUUUCAACAGAAAUGGACAGUGGACAGUAGGUGAUAUGAGUAAUGAGGAAUAUCAGCAGCAACUACAGACAGAGAAAAGAAUACAAGUUUUUAUGUUGAGCCUUGAAGAGAAGGAGAAAAAGUUACAAGACAUGGAAAGGAAAGAAGCAGAAAAAGAGCGUGAAAUAAGACGGUAUUGUCUUCAGUUACAGUCAAAGGAAAGCGAGAAACAGGAAGCAUUGCAGGAAAAAGACAGGGAGCAUCAGGUGGUACUACAGAAGAAGGAUAGGGAGCUACAGGAGAAGGAUAGGCAGCUACAGAAGAAGGAUAGGGAGCUACAGAAGAAGGAUAGGCAGCUACAGGAGAAGGAUAGGGAG
Molecule: messenger RNA, 1489 nt
Organism: Amphimedon queenslandica
Lineage: Eukaryota; Metazoa; Porifera; Demospongiae; Haplosclerida; Niphatidae
Exons: 6
Molecular function (GO): protein binding
Source: RefSeq, a predicted model, not a curated record